AUGUCUCAGGACACAAUCUCAUACGGAGCAGGGGAAAGUGCUCUUUCAAUUUUAUAUCAGCAUUACCGGUUCGUGAUUGAUGGCCCAGGACUUAUCAAAAAAGGUUAUGCUCGUUACUCAGGAGGUCUGUUUGAGAUUCCUCGUACAUUCCGAUUUGGCCAAGUAAUUUUGUGCAAGCCAGCGUUAAUUGAAGGACUCAAAAAUGCUCGAGCCGCAAUCGUCUCACCGGAUCCGUGGAUUGAUCAGGUUGUACGCAAGCAACUGGAUCGAUAUGUACCCAACAUGAAUGAGGUUAUUAUUACCCAGUUGGAAACCACGAAGCUUCAAGGCGACGAAUGUGUUGUUGGCUGUUUCGACUUUGCAUUCUCGGUUGUUGCACGUAGUGGGAGCUUCGCCAUCGUGGGGUCACGUCUUUCUCAGGACGAGGAGUAUCUGAAGGCCGUCAAAGAUCACAUCCUAGGCAUGAUCGUGGUCACCCGAGUCCAGUUUCUAAUACCUGAUUGGUUAAAGCGAUAUAUUGGCGGACUCGCAACCCGACUAGUCUCACUUGGCACUAAAUGGAAUAUGCAAGCAUCGCGUAAGAUCCUGUUGAAGCACUUUGAUGCACGGGCGUCAGAAUAUCGAGACGAGAUGAACUGUGGUAGCCACAGCAGCGAUCACCAGACCAAUUCAGAUGAGAAGGGUAGGCCGAUCGAGAUCUUCCGCUGGCUUUAUGAGGGCUGUUUGCGUCGUCAGAAAUGGAGCUAUUCUGAAGUUAUUGGAGAGCUCUUACUUCUUCAAUUUGCAUUUAUUUAUACAACUGCCUACGGAUUGUAUGUUGCCAUGGCUCAACUUGCUCGGCAUCAAGAAUAUGUCCAGCCUCUGCGUGAAGAAAUUGAAGCUAUAAUAGCCAAUAAUGGGCCCACUGCUAUAGCCUGUGAUCAAAUGAUAUUACUGGACAGUUUUUUGAAAGAAUGCCUACGGAUGCAUCCUCCUGCAGCCCUCUCUGCCCACAGAGUCUGUGUUGCCGCAUUCAAGCUUUCUAAUGGUAUAUAUCUUAGGCCUGGAACACACGUUGCGGUCCCGAGCGACUGUAUCCAUCGAUCAAGCAAGUAUUACAAGAACCCGGAGUCAUUUGAUGGCUUCCGGUUCGUAAAGAACGCAAACAAUCGGCUUGUCGACCUGAGCCCUGACUAUUUAGUCUUUGGCAUGGGUUCCCACUCAUGGUGA
Penicillium macrosclerotiorum is the source of this 1209-nucleotide messenger RNA. RefSeq names its product cytochrome P450. The transcript has 8 exons. The record is from RefSeq and is a predicted model, not a curated record. The coding region runs from base 1 to 1209 and encodes 402 amino acids. Gene Ontology annotation, molecular function: monooxygenase activity; iron ion binding; heme binding. NCBI's taxonomy places the organism in Eukaryota, Fungi, Ascomycota, Eurotiomycetes, Eurotiales, Aspergillaceae.